This is a messenger RNA of Amoebophrya sp. A25, 234 nucleotides long. The record is from the annotation of a GenBank genome assembly. Lineage: Eukaryota; Dinophyceae; Syndiniales; Amoebophryaceae.
AUGGGAGGACUUGACGGUGCUAUAUCUGGUGAAGCAAACUACAGUCACAUCAUUGGGGGUCUGGAUCCUCACCUGCUGUGCGAUUUCGAUUCCGAUUAUAUGCUUCACCCUCGAGGAGCGUCAGCAGGUCUUUCAGGUUGGAGUACAGCGGAGCAGCAUGCGUUUUUUCGUGGUCUUGGGUCUACGAGCACAGCCUCGGGCUGGUGUCCACUAGUCGAGAAACACCUUGCGAUG